Talaromyces proteolyticus is the source of this 636-nucleotide messenger RNA. RefSeq lists its product as uncharacterized. The coding region runs from base 1 to 636 and encodes 211 amino acids. The record is from RefSeq and is a predicted model, not a curated record. The transcript has a single exon. NCBI's taxonomy places the organism in Eukaryota, Fungi, Ascomycota, Eurotiomycetes, Eurotiales, Trichocomaceae.
AUGUCACUUCUUCUAGGCCGUGCCUCAUAUCUACAAGACUUCGACAUUGAUGUACUACAUCCUGCUCCCUCUUCAGAUCCUGCCAUCUGGCCUUCCGGAUUACCAGGCGUCUGGGUAUUCAACAGCCGACUAUGCAAACUGGUUCGUCUGCCUUUCUAUUUAGGGUCUAAGUUGGCCGUUUUCAGUACUCACAAAUUCAGUGUUCUUUUGUACUCUUCCUUUACCCCUUUCAUAGUAGUUUUCCUGCACGCGAUUGCGAAGACAAAUCUGGAAGAUGUCCACUUACUCGAUAACAUUUUGGCAACUCUAAAACAUACCCGAAAUAUGUCACCAGCAUGCGAUCGCCUGUAUAAAAUCUGCAAUAGUUUUGCUACAGUUUCUCGAGAUCUAGUUAGUGGUAGAAGUUCAUCCUCAGCAGUACAUGCUGAGCGAGGAGCCACAUUGGAAAUUUCGCAUGACCCCCAGCAUACUCCCAUAUUUCACCUUGAAUCAAUGGAAGAAUCUUGGGGUAUGGGUGUGCCUUCCACAGAAGCUGAUGCGCAUGAGACUAUGUCAGCGCUGCUAGAAAGUUGGGAGAACGGACAGCCAUUUGCGAAUAUUCUGCUUGAAGAAUCCCUUUGUCCAAACAUGUCUUAG